AUGGCAGUAAACACAAUCCUCAUGGAUUUUUCCGUGAAAUCCUCAAAACUACAAAAUGAUCAACAAGAAGAGCUUCUUACCAAAGUGCUAGAAAAUUAUUUUCCUCAGUUAUUUAAAGUUCAUUCUAGAUCUAUAGAAGAUGGAGGAUAUAUUGUCUUGUUUACAGCCCAUCGGGGAAGUUUUAUAACAGCACGGUCGUUUCCUCAAGGAUUAUUGACUAUUAAUAUAGAAUAUUACAAAAAUGAAUCGGAUGAAGAGUUGAUCAGUUUCAAGUGUAUCACUUUGCUGGAAAAAGAAUUAGCUGCUCAAUUUGGAAAAGUGAUCUCUAACAAGUUUCCCCCUUUAAGAAGAGGAGGAGUAGCUAGAUAUUUUCCAACUUCCGAUGAACGUAUUUUAGAAUAUGAUAUUGAUGCAUUAGUUUUUGAAGAGAUGUCACCAUUUCAAAAAGUACAAAUAGUUCAUUCAAGAACUUUAGGAAAUAUGUUAAUUUUAGAUGGCCUUCAAAAUCUCUCUGAUAGAGAUUUGGUUUAUACAGAGACUUUAAUGCAAAGAGGUAAAGAAGAUUAUGAAGGAAAAGAAAUAGUGAUUCUUGGAGGUGGGGAUGGAGCUCUCCUCCAUGAACUUUUAAAGGAAAAUCCUAAGAUGGUGCUCAUGUUUGAGCUGGAUGAUGUUGUGAUAAAAGCUUGUAGAGAACAUAUGAGGGAGUGCUGUGGUGAUUCCUUAGAUAACAUGAAAGGUGCUAAUUAUGAGAUAGUAGUUGGUGAUUGUAUGCAGUCUUUAGAAAUAAUGAUAAAUGAAGGACGUAAAUUUGAUUAUGUAUUUGGUGAUCUAACAGAUGCACCCGUCACACCUACUCCUCAGGAUGAAACCUGGGAUUUCAUAAAGUUAAUUAUCAGUACAUCUGUGAAAAUUCUCAAGCCUCAAGGAAAAUAUAUGACUCAUUGCUGUGGUGUGGCUUGUACUGGUGCUGCCAAGAUGUUUGAAGAGCAGCUGUUGUCCCUUAAUGAAAACUUGGAGUGGAGUACAGCAACUGCGUUCAUACCAUCUUUCCUUGAGGACUGGCUUUUCUAUCAAGUAUGGAGGAAGGACCCAGCAAAUUAG
Messenger RNA from Nezara viridula (southern green stink bug), 1101 nucleotides. The record is from the annotation of a GenBank genome assembly. Lineage: Eukaryota; Metazoa; Arthropoda; Insecta; Hemiptera; Pentatomidae.